This is a messenger RNA of Mugil cephalus (flathead mullet), 1706 nucleotides long. RefSeq names its product olfactomedin-4-like. NCBI's taxonomy places the organism in Eukaryota, Metazoa, Chordata, Actinopteri, Mugiliformes, Mugilidae. Gene Ontology annotation, biological process: signal transduction. The record is from RefSeq and is a predicted model, not a curated record. The coding region runs from base 190 to 1578 and encodes 462 amino acids. The transcript has 5 exons.
CAUGGAUGAAUUCAAACAAAGAGUCAUAGUUUCUGAGUUCUGUUUGCUUAAGAUAACAGUACGUAUGUCUUGCUUUGGCUAAUAAUGGUGUGAACAUGGACAGGUGUGCAUGUGGUAUUAUACUGAGAUAGGAUAUAUAAGUUGUGGACUUCCAGGUAUCUCGGUCAUAACCACUCUGACAGCACCAGAAUGAUCGGCACUCUGUAUUUCUUAGUGCUGCUGAGCUCCGCAACGGCCUGGGGGCGUGUUGGCCUAUGGAGCAAGGGCAGUGCAAGGAAUGGGACAGGAGGGGACAUGUGUACCUGUGAUGCCUUCCUGCCCAGUACAACCUUUCCUAUUAAAGAUCUGGUGGUGGUAGAGCAGACAGCUGUGGAGAUCUCACACAAGGUGGAGCUGGAGAUGGGCAAGCUGGAAGACUAUGAAAUCAAGCUGACAUCAUAUGCUGAGAAGAUCAUACAAUUGUCAGCUGAAAUUAAUGUAAUGGAAAAGAACCCAGAUGACUACAAUGACGCCAACUUUGAGGACAAAAAGGUGGAGAUUAAGCAAAUGGAGGCCCUGAUUAAAGAACUGCAGCUCUCCAUCAAAAGCUCCACCACUGUCUUUGAGUCCCUGCGUGUACAGAUCACAGCCAUGGAGGAGACCUUGACGAGGCUGGAGAUUAGCUACGACAAGAACAUGGUCCUGAAGACCCGCCGAGAGUACUUGAAGGUGCAGCUGGAACUGGAGGAAUGCGAGAGACGCCACCAGGAGAUUUUCAGCCCCGACAUUGGCUCUUGUGCUCACACUGGUAUCAUCAAGGUCAGCAAACCCAUUGUAAGCCAGCUGAAUGCUCAUCUAAGCACUGGCUAUAUAUACGGAGGCUGGGGGAAAGAUUCGAAGCCCAUUCCAGAUAGAGAGUCUAUGUACUGGUACUCUGGCUACUCUAGUGCUCAAAUUCCUGACAUUAGGUUUUACGUCGACUACAAGAACCUCAUCUUGAGAAAACCCUUCCAGCAUUACACCUUACAUAGCAGCUGGAUUGGUAAAGGGAACAAUUUCGUCAUGCGUGAUAAUACUCUCUACUAUCAGAUAAACAGUCCAUUUGCAGUGGCCAAACUGAAUUUCACCACCAUGAGUUAUCAAAACAGGGUGAUCCCCGGAGCUAGCCUCAGCUUUUCUUAUGCUGGUUCCCCCAGUCAGAACUUGGACUUAAGUGCUGAUGAAACUGGCUUGUGGGUGACCUAUGCCACAGAGGAGUCUAGCGGUCGGUUGGUCAUUGCUAAAAUAAAUGAGGCUUCUUUUGGAAUAGAGGAGGAGUAUGUGACUAGUGUUUACAAACCAAGCCUGAGCAAUGCCUUCAUGGUGUGUGGUGUUCUGUAUGCAGUCAGGACAGUUGAUAUCCUGAACGAAGAGAUAUUUUACAAGUAUGACACCAAAACCAAAGAGGAAAGCUACAUGAGUGUUCUCUUUGAGAGGUUCCAGGAUAAGUUCUCCAGCCUGGACUACAAUCCAACUGACCAGAAGCUCUACAUGUACAAUGAUGGCUACUAUGUUAACUACCAUCUGUGGUUUAACCACACAACUAAAGCCACCAUGUAGCCUCCUUAUCUUGUGAGCUACAUCAUUUUCUGUGAUUCAGUGAAAUGUUAUACCUUACAAAUGAAACAAUCAUUGUCUAUCUCCCUUUUUCCUUCUCCUUGAUGAUUAAUAAAUGAUUUUAAGCAUUA